Phyllostomus discolor (pale spear-nosed bat) is the source of this 1650-nucleotide messenger RNA. It is a transcript of the gene FAM216B, whose product is annotated as family with sequence similarity 216 member B. Bases 88 to 462 code for a protein of 124 amino acids. The record is from RefSeq and is a predicted model, not a curated record. Lineage: Eukaryota; Metazoa; Chordata; Mammalia; Chiroptera; Phyllostomidae. The transcript is spliced from 4 exons.
CAGAAAGAGACCUUGCAAAAAAUUCUUGGAAUAUGAAUGGGUGCUUUUAAAAAGGAAGAGACUGCAACAUAGGGUACAGGAUAAAGAAUGGGAGAAAAACAGAAAAGACAACAAAAGCUUCAGACUAUUCCACAGAUUCCUUGCAUUCGAGUCCCUCUCUCUGCUGACAUGUCAUUACUAAAGGACCUAACCCGUGGGCAGCAGCGCUACUUUUACAGUAUCAUGAGGAUUUACAACUCCAGGCCCCAGUGGGAGGCCCUGCAAACCCGAUAUAUUCACAGCCUUCGGCACCAGCAACUGCUUGGUUAUAUUACUCAGCAGGAGGCCUUGGCUUGUAUGCUGUACUUAGGAGAUUCAACCAACAAAGCCUCAGCCAAGGAAGGUCUGCAAAGAGCCAUCCCCUGGAAGGCUUCAGCCAUGACAAGAACAUGGCUACCAGCAGUCCCAGUGUCUGUGGUCUGACCCAGAGCCAAAAAUGCAAGGCUCUGAUCCCUCAGGAGCCAAGACUUGGCACAAGGUCUAAAACAGGCAGUAUGCUCGUGGACUUCUGGCAUCUAGUGAGUACUGAGUGUAUAUUUGUAAAUGAGCAUAAAUAAAUCUUCUAAUACAAACCCACAAGUAGAAAUAAUCUUUCUCCCAUGCAAAAACCAGCAAAAACACAUUGCAUUUUACCAGCAAAAACACAUUGAGAAGUCCUUUUACUUGACAUACCUAUAGACUAAAAUGACUUUUGAAGCAUUCAAAGGUAAAAGUUUCAUUUGAAUUAAAACCUCCUAGAGAAGUCCCAAAAACAGUGAAAAGGGAGAAGUUAUUAGAGGGUGCCAGGUUCUCUAUCACUGGUGACCAUCCCUGAAAAGCUGCCCAUUGCACAUAUUAAAAAUACCCUAAACAACACAGAUUUAACACUGAGCAUGCAGGGUUCCUGGAGCCAUAUUUUCUCAGCCACACCUGGACUAUACAUUUCCAUGUCUCCCUUCCUCUCUUCUUUUCCAUCAAGCAAUAGAAGUCAAUUUGGCCCCACAUCUGGUUCUUAUCUGACUCAACAAUUCUUUUGUGUAAUCUUUAAACUUGGAAUUAUCAACCCACAAUAGCUGAGUUCAUUCUACAUUCUGUAAUUAACCCUCACAUGGGUAAGAGAAUUCAUGCAAAUAUCCUACGCCCCUGGUAAAUGAAGGUACACUCUCAGCAGAACAAGAAAUAGCCCCUGAAAACUAAUUACAAGUCUAAUCUUUCAGUGGCCUCAAUGGUUUUAAGUAAAGCACACAAGACUAUACAAACAAGCAAAAAAUGAGAUAAAAGCUGGUUCUUUGAAAAGAUAAACCAGACUCAUCAAGAAAAAAAAGAGAGAAGACCUAAAUAAAUAAAAUCAGAAAUAAAAGAGAAGUAACAACCGACACCACAGAAAUGCAAAGGAUUGUAAGAAAAUAUUAUGAACAUCAAUAUGUCAAAAAACUGGACAAUAUGGGCAAAAUGGAUAAAUUUCUAAAAUCAUAAACCUUCCAAAAUUGAAUUUAAAAAAUCAGAAAAUCUUAUUAGAUUAUUACAACUAAUUAAAUUGAAGCACUAAUAAUAAUAACAUUAAAAGACUACCAACAAACAAAAAUCCUGGAUCAGAUGGCUUCUCAGGUUAAUUUCACCAAACAUUCAAAG